Drosophila obscura is the source of this 652-nucleotide messenger RNA. RefSeq names its product probable insulin-like peptide 7 (gene Ilp7). The transcript is spliced from 3 exons. NCBI's taxonomy places the organism in Eukaryota, Metazoa, Arthropoda, Insecta, Diptera, Drosophilidae. The record is from RefSeq and is a predicted model, not a curated record. Bases 91 to 576 code for a protein of 161 amino acids.
CGGCCAUUGUGUGAGCCGCACCAUACAGCAGAGACAUCCAAGAAUCUUGUAGCAGCCGCAGCAGCAGCACAAGAAUUUUUCGCCAUCAUCAUGGGCCAACCAUCGACUGGCAUCGGUCCCAGGAACUGGAUCCUAUGCGGCGCCGUACUGCUGUUCAUUCUGCAGCUAUUCCAAACCUCCGAUGCACUGCAUCACACCGAGGAGGGACUCGAGCUGCUCUUUCGUGAACGCUCACAGUCGGACUGGGAGAAUGUGUGGCAUGAGGAGACGCAUUCCCGUUGCCGGGACAAGCUUAUUCGCCAGCUAUAUUGGGCCUGCGAGAAGGACAUUUACCGUUUAACGCGACGCAAUCGCAAGCGAACGGGCAAUGACGAGGCCUGGAUCAAGCAGAGCUCCGCCACAAAACCUGGUACGCCCCCAUCGACUUGGCUGCAUGUCAACUAUGCCAAUAUGUUCUUGAGGACACGUCGCUCCAAUGCUCCAUCGAUCACCAACGAAUGCUGCACCAAGGCCGGCUGUACCUGGGAGGAAUAUGCCGAAUAUUGUCCCUCCAAUAAGCGGCGCAAUCAUUACUGAUUUCCCUUUGGUUGUUCUACACAUACAUAUAAAUAUAUUGAUAUAGGUUUGCUUUUUUGUUAUUGUUUUAUAUGUU